GGAGAAUUUCCAUUUCAACAAUGAUUUCACUCUUUCAAUCGGAUCAUUGCCGAGCCUCGUUUCUACGAAUUAAGACGCACAUUGCAAAGGCUUAUGACCUUGCGUGGGAGCUGAUGGGGAUCGCAUGCUGACAUUGGGUACAGCUCACCAAUCGAAGAAGGUCCCAGACUGAAUGACUUUUCUGGCACCUGCCGUCCCCACAGUAUUCCUUGAUCCACUCUCUCCAUGGCCGUCAUGAAUGGUCAAUCAGAAUGCCAUCUCAAGCGCCAUGUUGACGGUGACACUAAAUCGCAUAUCGCCAGUAACAACCUGGAUUGGAUGCGGGAUCCUCCUCCAGCGAAGAUGACAAGCUUCCAGAAAUUCGUACGAGAUUUUGACUGGGCCAAGACUGCGUUGGGGACAAUGGAGUUCUGGCCGCGAGAGUUGAAGCAGAUGGUGCGCUUCAUCAUGGCCGAUAGUCAACCAUGCGUCCUGUACUGGGGCGAAAGGUUCAUCAUGAUUUACAACGAAGCAUCGGUGCCGUUUAUCGGCUCCAAACAUCCCGACGCUUUGGGUGAAGAUGCGUCUGUUGUGUUUCCAGAUUUCUGGAAGUACUUCGCAACCAUCAUAUCUACACAACGUCAAACCGGAGAGACGGCGUCGGGCGAAGCGUCCAUGUUGUUGAUGGAGCGAUAUGGGUUUCUGGAAGAGACGUACUUCAACUGGAGAAUGGUUCCUGUUAUUGGUGAUGAUGGAAAGGUCAUGGGAUCGUACGCCACACAAUCUGAUUUGACGAAAGACGUUAUUCGGAGGCGGCGGAACGAUUGCAUUCACUACCUGUCGCAACAAAUAUCAAGUGCUACUACUAUGGAAGAUCUGUGGCAGGGCACUUUGAAUGGCCUCAUGAGCAACGAAACAGACGUGCCAUUCGCUCUGGUAUAUUCUAUCGAGGAGCAGAUCAGCGCCACAUCCUUGCCUUCCAAGCCCAACUACACUUGUCACUUGGAAGGCUGUCUCGGCGUCGAGCGCGGUGACGACCUUGCUAAGGAGUAUCUGGAUAUACAAAAUGACCUGGGCGGCUUUACUCCCUCCGUCCUUGAAGCCCUUACCAAGAAGAGGAUAAUUGUGGUCGAGGCUAGCGAAUGCCUGUCAUCUCCGUGUGGGAUUUCCUGGAAGGGUUUUGGCCUACCGAGUCGCCAAUUUUCGAUUGUUCCUCUCAAAGCCGAUGGCGAGAUUGCGGCAUGCUUGAUCAUUGGACUGAAUCCGUACAGGCGAUACAACCAACUCUACACUUGGUUCCUGCAGGUCAUGGCUGACGUAAUUGGACCACAAAUAUCCAAAAUCAGGCUGUCGGACGAAGUAAAACGUAGGUCUGAGCUGGCCAGAAAUGCUACCAUCAACUUUCAAAAGAGUGAGAUGCGGUUGAACAGGUUCGCGGAGCGAUGCAUUGUUGGGCUAUCAUUAGCAGACACGGAUCUUAAUAUUAUAUACGCAAAUGACGCAUGGUAUAAAAUAUCGGGCAUGAGUCCCAGCAACCACGACUGCUGUGGUCUUAUCGAAAAUGUGCAUCCGGAAGACGUUCCACUGGUGGAAGAAUGGCUCGAAAGGGUACGAACCCAGAAAAAGAGCGGUCAGUUUCAGUUUCGUAUCGAACAACCGUUUCGGCGUGGUCAGAUGGAUUCGGAUCAUCGGACUGCCAUGUGUGCUUGCUAUGCCGAUCUGAAUGAGGCUGGCGAGGUAGAAACCGUCAUGGCGCUGCUCAUGGACAUUAGCGAGCACAAGUGGAUCGAGGAACAAUUACGCAUCCGCACAAAGGAACUGGAAGAGUCCGAGGGCAAAUGGCGCAACUACGCCGAGCACUCCCCACUGGGAAUACUUCGAACCGACGGCAAAGGACAAGUUCUGUUCGCGAAUGAUGCCUGGCACUCAUACUACGGUUUUACUCCUGGCCAAGUCCAUGAUCCGGAACCCUGGCUUCCUCUUAUUGACCCCGAAGACAGACCGCCUGUGAAAGAGCUACUGGAAAGGCUCCGGAAGGAGUCUGGCCCUAUAACCGUUGAAUUCAGACUCAAGGACAGAGCAUACACCAUCAAUGACGGUGAACAGGUCAUUGAAAACGCCGUGUGGGUUUUGGCAACUGGGUUUUCCGAGUUCAAAGCCGACGGCACCACUGUGGACUACAUUGACUUUUGGGUCACUGACAUUAGCCCCCAGAAGAUGGCCACCAAGAUUCUGACGGAAAAGAUGGAAGAGGCUAUUCAAUUGAAGACCCACCAGGAGCGAUUCAUUGACAUGAUAAGCCAUGAGAUUCGUAAUCCACUGUCCGCCGUGUUGCACUGUGGGGAGGAGGUGGUUGAGGCCAUGGGCAAGUGUUUGGCGGUGAUACAGGAGCAGAUCUCGGACGAACAGACUCCAGGACUUUUCGACACACUCCAAAGGUCCCUGGAUAGCGCUCUCGACUCGGCAAAUACUAUCAUGUACUGCGUACAGCACCAAAAGCAAAUUGUCGAUGACGUCCUUACGCUGUCGAAGCUGGACUCGAACUUGCUGGUCGUUUCACCGGUUCCGAUCCAGCCUAUCGGUCUUGUGCGUUCUUCACUCAAGAUGUUUGACCACGAAAUCAAGAUGGCAGACAUUUCUCUCGAAAUUGUGGAGGAUAAAUCUCUGACUGAACUCUGCGUGGAUUGGAUCCUCCUGGACCCCAACCGAUUUAUCCAGAUUGUUUUGAACCUGGUCACGAAUGCCAUCAAGUUCACCAGGCCUUCUUCCACUCGAAUGAUUGUCAUCGUUGUUUCAGCAUCAACGGAACCACCUCCAGGACCGUCACUCGGCGUGGACUACGUACCCAGUCGAUACUCCCUGGCCCAGCCGCCAAGUCCAAUGGGGGACCCGGCUGAGACUCUGGGAGACAUAUAUCUAUCGCUCAGCGUUCGAGACUCGUGCAAAGGGUUGAAUUCCAAGGAGAAGGCGUCGUUGUUCAAUAGAUUCGCUCAAGCCUCUCCCAAAACUCAUAUUGAGUACGGCGGAUCCGGACUUGGCUUGUUCAUCUCGCACCACAUCACGGAGAUGUUGGGAGGCAGGAUCGGUAUGACAAGUAGUCCCGGGUGUGGAUGCACCUUUGCGUUUUACGUGAAAGCGAACAAGACGACUGCACCUGCGAAGUCUUCAGCAACAGCCGUUAGUCGCCACAGCUGCGCAAACAUGGAACCUGCUCAGCUCCAGCUAAACACGGCACUAGACUUGUCAACUACGGCUACACCGCCAAUUGUGCUGACGCCAAAAGAGAAACCAGGUGCCGGUGCUAUGACGCUAGACUUGGAACCUGUCAUGGUUAAGCGUCACGUACUGGUUGUGGAGGAUAACCUCGUGAACCAAAAGGUCCUCUGCAAGCUUUUGCGGAAUCGUGGCUUCAUCGUCGCUGCCGCAAACCACGGGAGAGAAGCCCUCGACGCUCUAGUCACCCCUUCUCCACCAUCGCCAAAUGGGACACAGCUCCUCAUCCGUCGGUUCGAUAUCGUACUGUGUGAUGUUGAGAUGCCCGUCAUGAACGGCCUCGAGUUUGCGACCGAAGUCAGAAGGUUAGAAGCGCAAGGACAGCUGCAGGGACAUGUUCCCAUACUCGGAGUUACGGCGAAUGUUAGGGGAAAGCAGGUCAACGCCGCUCUCGAAUCUGGCAUGGAUGGCGUAACCACCAAACCCUACAAGAUGGAAGAUCUUGUAGCGCAUAUCGACAGCGUAUGUCCGGCCAAGACGACCGAUCCCGUAAUCAGAUGAUAAAUUAAGGGCAAUUGACUACAUAUGUCUGUUUUUUGGGAGAAAGCUAAGAUGUUCACGCAUCUCAUACGGAGGAGUUUCUCGGUGCAUGUUCACGUCAGGGGUAGGGUUUUCAUGCACGAUGCAUGGACGGUACUUCAUUAAGACAUCUAAUUAGCGUCUACUUCUC
Messenger RNA from Pseudomassariella vexata, 3922 nucleotides. RefSeq lists its product as uncharacterized. Gene Ontology annotation, biological process: phosphorelay signal transduction system; phosphorylation. Bases 226 to 3753 code for a protein of 1175 amino acids. The transcript is spliced from 3 exons. NCBI's taxonomy places the organism in Eukaryota, Fungi, Ascomycota, Sordariomycetes, Amphisphaeriales, Pseudomassariaceae. The record is from RefSeq and is a predicted model, not a curated record. Gene Ontology annotation, molecular function: protein binding; phosphorelay sensor kinase activity.